UCAUCUUCCAAGAAUGCUCCCUUCAGCAUUUAGCUGUAUCUGUCAUCCCGUACUAUGUGUUUCCCUUCUUGAUUAAGAGACACACAAAACUCACAUGCCACCAGGUUGUACUCGUAGCACCCGUUUCCAUAGGGGCUUUGGUUAGUUACUUGGUUUCAUGAUCUACUUGAAUGUUCUUGAACCUGAAUAUAUACUUGAGUACUUUUUGUUAUAAUCUGGUUGGUAUCUUGAUCUGUCCAAUUGUCUGAGCUAGAGAAGAUUGGUAGUCACUUCAAUGGCGAAAAUCGCAAGAGUCCUUCUGCAGUCACUGCUUAAAGCAAUGAAUUCGAUUUUGGGACUGCUUGGAAUUGCAUUGAUUCUCUAUGGUCUUUGGAUGGUUAGAGUUUGGGAGAGGGACAUGGAUAGCUCAUCAUCCUUUGAUCAAUAUACUAUUGCUCCAUGGGUUAUCUGCACUUUUAUUGGGGCUGGUGUUACCUUGUGCAUAAUAACAGGCAUAGGUCAUCUUGCUGCAAACUGUGGCAGUGGUUGUUGCCUCUCUUGUUAUGCUUUGAUUAUCUGUAUGCUUCUUCUAUUGGAGACUGCAAUGGCUGCAGAUAUACUCUUAAAUUCUGACUGGGAGAAGGAUCUCCCCUAUGACCCUACUGGAAAGUUCAAUGAUUUCAGAGAUUUUGUGGAGUCAAACUUCGACAUGUUCAAGUGGAUAGGCUUGCUGAUCAUCUUAGCUCAGGGUUUUUCGAUCUUAUUGGCCACGGCUUUAAGGUCGAUAGGGCCAGAGCAAGUAUCAAACUGUGACAGUGAUGAAGAGUAUGCCCCAACAAGAGUCCCACUCAUGAACCAUAUCGUUCAGCCAUCAGAAUACAUUGUUGGUGCCAAGAAUAGCAGUAACUGGAAUUUGAACAAGUGAAGAGAGGUAGACAUCCGAGCCUUGCAAAUGAAACUUCUGAAGCUAAUUCCGUGGCAUGGUUAUACUGCUGUUUACUGUGGAGUUAUUAGUUGCCUAGUCCUUCAGUUUUGGUUGAACUUCCGAAGUUCUUAGAAUCAGUGUAUAGUUUGCUCUCAGACGUUGUUCUUCUACCUCAGUUGAGUUG
Rosa chinensis is the source of this 1088-nucleotide messenger RNA. RefSeq names its product tetraspanin-19. NCBI's taxonomy places the organism in Eukaryota, Viridiplantae, Streptophyta, Magnoliopsida, Rosales, Rosaceae. The transcript has 6 exons. The record is from RefSeq and is a predicted model, not a curated record. Bases 275 to 904 code for a protein of 209 amino acids. Gene Ontology annotation, cellular component: membrane.